AUGCAAGUCAUCGCGAAGCACCUGUACCCCGCUGUUGCAGCUUUCCUUGCUGCAUAUGCUGCCCACAUUUACCUGAGACGGUCUGAUGUACCGGCUCCAGCGGGAGGAAGGUGCCAUGACGCCCGGCCGUCUGACAGGGACGCCGCGGGAGGACCGUAUCGGCACGGCGCGGUGGCCUCCGACUCCGCACAGUGUUCACGGAUAGGCAGAGACACUCUGAUGAACGGUUCGGCCGUGGAUGCCGCCAUUGCUACCAUCCUGUGUCUGGGUGUCGUGCAUCCUCAAUCUCUGGGGCUCGGCGGGGGGUUUGUGAUGACCGUGUACACCAAAGAUACCGGCACGUCACAAGUCAUCAAUGCGCUUGAAACAGCCCCUUUGGCAUCCUCGGAAGACAUGUUUGCAGAGAACCCAGAUCUGGCUACAAUGGGUGGCAUAUCAGUGGCAGUACCGGGCCAGGUCCGCGGGCUGUGGGAGGCGCACCAGAGGUACGGGAAGCUGCCGUGGAGAGACUUGUUCCUACCGGCUAUACAGCUGGCAGAGGAGGGGACCUGCAUAGGGAAGCAUCUCGCCAUAGCCAUGAGAGUGAAGGAAGCUGACAUCCUGGACAGAAAAUACGGCCUCUGUGACGUGUUCUGUGACGAGCACGGGACCAUGCUGCGUGAAAACACGACCGUCAGAAGACCACAACUUGCCAAGACGCUCCUUGCGGUUGCCAAUGGUGGUGCAGAUGCCUUCUACACAGGCGAGAUUGCCAAGAAUUUGGUAAAGGACAUUCACAACCACGGCGGCAUCAUUACUGAGCAAGACCUGUUGGACUACCGGGCGGAAGUAACGACGCCUCUGAACACGUCACUUCCGGAUGGAAGGGUUCUGCUGACGUCACCACCUCCCUCAGGAGGAGCUGUCUUAAGUCUUAUUCUCAAUAUCUUAGCAGGUUAUGGGCUGAACUCUUCAGCAAGGGAAGGUGUGCAGAACCAGGUUCUGACGUACCACAGGAUGCUGGAGGCUUACAAGUUCGGUUUCGCACAUUGGAUGGAGCUGGGAGACCCCAACUUCGUAAACGUUGAAAAGCUCACGAAGAGGAUGGUAUCGAAAGAUUUCGCGGACGAACUCCGCCGUAAGAUCGACGACACCCGGACGUUCGACAGCUCCUACUACGGCUUGGAUGUGCCCAGUCAGGACAUCAGUGGGACUUCUCAUGUGUCCGUGUUGGGGCCGAACGGAGAUGCCGUGGCCGUCACCAGUUCUAUCGGACGUUACUUCGGUGCGAGGUUCCGAUCUCUGUCUACUGGCAUCAUCCUCAACAACCACAUGGAGCUCUACACACUGCGUGGGGAAAACGGCAGCACACGAAUAUCUUCAAAGAGUCCAGGGUACGCCGUUCAGCCGGGGAAGCGCGGGAAAACGCUGAUGAGUCCGACCGUCGUUCUGAACAGUAGCGGUGACGUCAGGCUGGUGAUCGGCGGCUCGGGAGGAUAUAAACUCAUGACGGGGUUGACAGACGCUCUUUUCCACCACCUGCUGCUGGGAAUGAACAUCUCCUCUGCCAUAGAGAAGCCACGUCUUCACCUGGCGGUCACCCAAGAUGUGGGCGAGCUGAACUAUGAGAGAAGAAAUCCGUUUAAACCGGAGGAGGUGUUGCAUGAGCUCGAGAAGAUGUACGGAAAAGCAGUCCCGGAGUGGCACCAGGCCAUGGUACAGGCUGUGGCUCGGGAGGACUUGGCAAUCUCCGGCUCCGCUCGGGAGGACUCGGCAAUCUCCGGCUCUGCUCGGGAGGACUCGGCAGUCGAGAAAAACUGA
Molecule: messenger RNA, 1800 nt
Organism: Branchiostoma floridae (Florida lancelet)
Lineage: Eukaryota; Metazoa; Chordata; Leptocardii; Amphioxiformes; Branchiostomatidae
Product: glutathione hydrolase 1 proenzyme-like
Exons: 11
Coding region: 1-1800 (599 amino acids)
Biological process (GO): glutathione catabolic process
Cellular component (GO): plasma membrane
Molecular function (GO): glutathione gamma-glutamate hydrolase
Source: RefSeq, a predicted model, not a curated record